AUGGCCGAGGCAUUGCGAGACCUGCUGGCCCCUCAGCAACAGACAGACGCCCCCGCCCUCGCCUACCUCGCCCACCUCGCAGAGCAGCAGUCGGACGUCCUACAAUCAUCCGAGCCUCAGCUUCUCUCUCAAGCCUCCCACUCCCUGCUGCUCGCCGUCCAGGCCCUCUCCAAGCGAUCGCACAAACCCGUCGUCGAGUCGGCCGCGAGCCAUGCCUCUCUACGCCAGACGCUGCCUAUCCUCGCCCAGAGAGCCGCGGAUCUAACCCAGGCCGUCCCCCGGCUGGACUCACACGCUGAGCACUUCUCGUCCGCCUUUGGCAAGGCCAGCGAGAAUAAGCUGCUUGCCCGGAGGAAAGAAGCCUUGCUCCUGCUACGCAACUCUGAGCGCCUGGUCGACGUAAUGGAAAUGCCCCUUCUACUCACCUCGGCCGUCUCUACAGCCCCAGUCAACUACUCGUCGACCCUCGAAUUAUACGCUCAUGUCCGCCGCCUGGCAUCUCUCUAUCCCAAUUCCCCGGUAGUCUCCUCCGUUUUAGUAGAGGCAGAUGAUGCUAUUCGCCAAAUGGCCGCAGAUCUCGUUGGCACUCUGAAAAUCCCAAAUCUGAAGCUGGCCGCCGCCGUUCGCACCAUGGGUUGGCUAAAGCGCAUCGUCCCAGACUUGGUCUCUGGCGCAACCGCCGAUGAUUCACUUCCAGCCGUCUUCUUGGUCUGUCGCCUUGCCACCCUUCUAACAACACUUGAGGCGUUGGAGCCACUUAGAGAGCUAGCCGAUGAAGAGCGAAGACGACAAGACAAGGCAGCCAACUCAUGGUCUGGCGGCCAGCAGACGGAACGCUAUCUUAAAAGGUUCAUUGAAAUCUUCCGUGAGCACAGCUUCAACAUUGUGUCCGUGUUCAAGAGCAUCAACACCAGCCUUGCGUUACAGUCGGAUGACGACGAGGACCCUUUAAGCCCCCUACCCUCGCCCAUGGGAAGCUUCCCCCUGCACCUGGUCGAGAUGCUCCUUGAGACUCUCCGCAUCUACUUGCCAACGGUCAAGGACCAGGCGUCAAGGGAGAGUAUACUGACCCAGGUGCUGUACUGUGCUGGCAGCCUGGGACGACUUGGCGCCGACUUUGGAAUGCUGCUGGCCACGACUGGCGUCGGGGAGUGGGUUGAGCUGGUCAAGCGUCAUCGCCUCCUUGCUGGCCGGCUCGAAUCCGUCAUUGGCGACUACCGGGUCAUGGGCGUCAAUAUUGCUACCCCCCCAGCACGACAGAAUGAGGUCGCGACAAUCACGCCGGUGAUUUCACAACGCCCCUCGCGGCAGGCUAACUCAGCUCAUCACUUCAUCUCCGGCCUCGGCUCUGGGGUUUCCUCAGCGGUUAUCUUGCAACCCCUUGACCUGCUGAAAACGCGGGUUCAACAAUCAGGCAACUCAUCUCUCACGGCUACCUUGGGCGAACUGAGACAAUCGUCCAGUCUGGUCCAGGCCUUGUGGAGAGGCACUGUACCCUCUGCUCUGCGUACCGGCUUCGGUUCAGCCCUCUAUUUCACAUCUCUCAAUGCGAUUCGCCAACAUGCUCAGCGCACCGGAAUUUUAGGCCGGCGACUCCAGACCCAGAAUGGCUCCUCGGCGUUGCCUUCAUUAAGCAACUCGGCCAAUCUGGUUUCUGGAGCUGUAGCCAGGACUUUUGCUGGCUUCGUACUUAUGCCUCUCACCGUCAUCAAGGUGCGGUUUGAGUCAAGUCUCUAUUCCUACCCGUCUAUGUUGACCGCGGCUGCCGAUAUCCGCAGAGCAAACGGCUGGCGUGGAUUUUUCUCCGGGUUCGGUGCUACGGCUUUACGAGAUGCCCCGUACGCCGGCAUGUAUGUUCUCUUCUACGAAAUGCUCAAGACUCGACUUGGAUCUCUAGCCACACAACCUACUUCUACUGGAAACACCCCGGGGAAAAUGCAGGCUACAUUGGCCAGUUCCGUCAAUUUCACAUCAGCCAUGCUCGCUGGCGGUGCCUGCUCAGUGGUUUCCAAUCCUUUCGAUGCAGUCAAAACUCGUAUUCAACUGCAACCCCAACUCUACCGCAACAUCUGGCAUGCCUGGUACAAAAUGGUGACGCAAGAGGGCGUUCGCUCACUCUGGGAUGGAUUGGCACUACGAAUGAGCCGAAAGGCGCUCAGCUCAGCGCUCGCAUGGACAGUUUACGAGGAGCUCAUUCGCCGAGCUGGGACAAUGUAAAAUAUAAAGAACAUGUACAAUAGA
Molecule: messenger RNA, 2241 nt
Organism: Ilyonectria robusta
Lineage: Eukaryota; Fungi; Ascomycota; Sordariomycetes; Hypocreales; Nectriaceae
Product: mitochondrial carrier domain-containing protein
Exons: 3
Coding region: 1-2217 (738 amino acids)
Biological process (GO): glycine import into mitochondrion
Cellular component (GO): mitochondrion; COG complex; mitochondrial inner membrane
Molecular function (GO): glycine transmembrane transporter activity
Source: RefSeq, a predicted model, not a curated record